Molecule: messenger RNA, 1349 nt
Organism: Pimephales promelas (fathead minnow)
Lineage: Eukaryota; Metazoa; Chordata; Actinopteri; Cypriniformes; Leuciscidae
Gene: ribc1
Product: RIB43A domain with coiled-coils 1
Source: RefSeq, a predicted model, not a curated record
GCAGCAGUUACUUUGACAACGCCAAACUGCGCCUCAAACUAAAUAGGAGAGCCGACACAAACACAGCCGUUCAUCGAACCCAACAUUAACCCAACAUGUACAAGGUUGAUUUGCCGGUGGAUGAGUCAGAGCAGCGGGCGGUGGAGCGGCGUCGGGCCGCAGAGGCUGAGCGCAAGAGCCGAAUAUUCAACAGCAGGAGCCGCGUGAUCGGCGUGGACGUGCCCGCGCUCCACAAACAGCAAGACGACAAACGAGAUCGACUGGAGAUGGAGAAGCAGCGAGACAUGGCUCAUGAUCUGUUGCGCUUAUCCCUGGAUGAAACGGCACUGCAACAGAAAAAAGAGGAGAAUGAGUUGCGAAGACAGCUGGCUCAAGACAUGGUACAGUUUCGAGCUAUACAUCAACGUGCUGAGGACAGUCGUGAUGCAGAUAUCAAUUAUGACCGACAGGAGGCGCCAGAUGCCUGUAUUUCUGUCUCGGACUCUGGGACCCUAGGACCCGCCAGUAUGCAAGUGUUUUUGGGAGAAGGGAUUAAUGAGAAGGAAAAGAAGAGAGCUGAGAUGGAGAUGAACGAGAGAAAUCUGAGAGCUCAAAAAGAGGAGAGAGAGAAACAAGAAAGGGAAAAGAAAAACAGAGAGCUGCUAACCGACAGGGAGUUGGUGGAAAAAGACCUCAGGGCAGUGCAGCUGAAUGCCCUGGAGGAGGAGUGCAAAAGAGUGGCUCGCAUUGAACUCAGUCGUUACAACCAUGAGCAGGCGGAGGAGAGAAUGAAGAGAGAGCGACAAGAGAGACUGAGGAGAGAGGGAGAGGAUCUGGCCGAGCUACGGUACACAGUGACCUCUGACCUCUUGACAGAACGACCAGAGGCUGCGAAGAGAAUAACAGAGUCACCUGCAGAGGGUCCACGAGUCCUGACCGACCGCUGGAAGGGCAUGACCCCACAGCAGAUCAGUGAUAUCCACAGAAAGAGAAAGGAACAGUGCCUUGAGAAAGAGAGACUGAGAGAGAUGGAGAGGCAGAGAGAUCUGGCCUGGGAUUACCUUCUAACAGAGCAGGCCAGACAGCAGGAGAGAGAGGAGACAAGAGACAAGGAGCUGCAGAGAGAGAGGAGGGCUCAGCUCGAUAAAUACAACCAACAGCUGGCACGAGAGCAGCAAGCGCACCAACACUACCUGGACAGGCAGCUGUAUACGAACCGUCCCAAAGUUGAGUACUUCACCCAGUUCAACACAACUUCUCGAUAAAGCAGCGUCCCAUUUCAUCCUUCUCCUGCACAAGAAAUAAAGUUCUAGUGGGUUUCAAAGCACUGUGUAUGUUUGACAUUCAUAAAUUAGAUUUUACGGAUAUCA